Lagenorhynchus albirostris (white-beaked dolphin) is the source of this 2252-nucleotide messenger RNA. It is a transcript of the gene PCNP, whose product is annotated as PEST proteolytic signal containing nuclear protein. The transcript is spliced from 5 exons. Gene Ontology annotation, biological process: protein ubiquitination; proteasome-mediated ubiquitin-dependent protein catabolic process. The coding region runs from base 58 to 594 and encodes 178 amino acids. NCBI's taxonomy places the organism in Eukaryota, Metazoa, Chordata, Mammalia, Artiodactyla, Delphinidae. The record is from RefSeq and is a predicted model, not a curated record. Gene Ontology annotation, cellular component: nucleus.
GCUGGGCGGGGCCGUGACGUCCUUGGCGUGGCUGCAGGGGAGGCCGCGGCGGGGAAAAUGGCGGACGGAAAGGCGGGAGAGGAGAAGCCUGAAAAGCCGCAGCGAGCUGGAGCCGCCGGAGGACCUGAAGAAGAAGCAGAAAAACCUGUGAAAACUAAGACUGUUUCUUCCAGUAAUGGAGGGGAAAAUUCCAGUCGCAGCGCUGAGAAGCGAUCAGCUGAAGAAGAAGCUGCAGACCUCCCUACAAAGCCUACAAAGAUCUCCAAGUUUGGAUUUGCCAUAGGUAGUCAGAUGACAAAGAAAGCCUCAGCCAUAUCCAUCAAACUUGGCUCAAGUAAACCUAAGGAAACCGUUCCAACUCUUGCUCCAAAAACCCUUUCAGUAGCAGCAGCCUUUAAUGAAGAUGAAGAUAGUGAACCAGAGGAAAUGCCUCCAGAAGCAAAGAUGAGGAUGAAGAAUAUUGGAAGGGAUACACCAACAUCAGCAGGACCAAAUUCCUUCAAUAAAGGAAAGCAUGGGUUUUCUGAUAACCAGAAGCUAUGGGAGCGAAAUAUAAAAUCUCAUCUUGGAAAUGUCCAUGACCAAGACAAUUAAAUGAUGUGUUUUGAAAUUGGGGUAUGGGGUGGGUGUAAAGUUAAAAGGAACAGUUUCCUUUUUUAAAGAAUGGUAUAAGACUAUCUUUGGAGCCGCCUUUUUUUUUUCUUUUUCUUUUUUUAAAGAUUGAGUGGUACACUAAUAAAUGAGAAUUUGAAAUUAGAGGUAAUUUAUGUUUUAUAUACAGAUUUCAAGACAUUUGCUAAUUUUGUAGUUUCACGUGAUUAGUUUCCAAAGGUUAUAGAUGAUUAAAAAAAUCAUAAAUGGUACCUUUCUAAGAAUUGCAUAUUUUUUUAGACACAACUACUAGCACAUUAAGAGGGAAGCAAAAAGUUGUCUAUUUAAACUGUAGGCAGUUACUCUCUAACUUAACUCCCUUGUUAACCUAAAGUCUGGCUCCCAGGAACAGCCUUAUAGAGAAGGGAGUAUUGUAUUGGGAGGAAAAUGUUGCUGGACUAUUGACUGAGAAAGUAAAUUAGAUAAAAAUUAAAAUACAGCUUUUUUUUUUCCUAAUGGGCAUUUGUUUUGUUUCGAAUCAUCAUAAACUAGUUAUUGCAUUGCUAUCAGUGGAUACAGAUGCUUAGCUCUUUAAAAAGAACAUUUUAAAAUUUUAUGUAAACUGUUGAGUAUUUAAAAUAGCCCACUUCACUUUAAAGGGUCUUGUCUACCUUUGAUAGUCUUCAAAGAACAACCAUUUGCUACCAAAGUAAAUCAGUAUUUUGAAUGUGCUUCUCUUGGUUUUUGUUAUUAGCUAGUUCCUGUAAGUAUUUCCACCAGAUCUUCAGGCAAAUCAUAAGGAAGCUGUUUCUUUUAAAAUAACAAACCACCACCAAAAAUUUAAAUGUACAUAAUAGUUAAAUAUUUGGCUGUUCUUAUUUUUUAAAGGAUAUAAACACCAAAAAAAAAGGCAACAUUGUAUGAAGAUGGAAAAUAAGAAAGAUGCACUUUCUGUAACUUUAUCAAAGCAGUUAUGUUACUAACUUGUGAAAUCCAAUUUGAUUUGAACUUAUUACAGGAAUUCUUAUUUAGCACAAUAAUAUUGUUUCUUUUAACUGUAUACAUAUUAACCAGUGGCCUCUUUAAAAGCACAUUUUAGAUACUGAAAAUAAAAGGAAAGAAAAUGCAUCUUUAAACAUAUUUUAUGGAAUCUUUGACCACAUAUACUUUGUUAAUCUUUGUGUUGUAGGAUUGUGUUUAUUUUGUAUUUUUGUAUUGUAUAUGAAUUCUUUUUUUAAUGUGACAGUUAAACACAUCUUUAAAAGCAUAGUCACACAUAAAAGAAACAUACAGUAUAAUGAUUUCCUUGAAAACUCUUACAAUGUUAGAUUUGGAGGCAGCUUCAUACUGUUUAAUUGGUGAUAACUACUCUCUGAGCUCUUUUAAUAGGUAAUAACUCCAGAGAAGCAGCCUGUAUAUAUUCCUAAUACUUUGUUCACUUGCAUAUGAGUUUAGAGUAAGCCCCAAGUAAAACAAUGGAAAUGUAUAUAGAACGAUUAGUUCUUACAUGGUUUAAUUAUAUCAAGAUACAUGAAUUUAACUUGCUUUAACGUAGGCAAACUUCCCAUUUUUGUUCAUUUUAAUGUUUAUGUUGAAAUAACAUCCCAAAACGACUGAGAUGAAUGUCUUUACUAAAAUACCAAUAAAUUUGUCCAACUCUA